AUGAAGUACAACUACCAUGUACCAGUGUCAACGUACACACGCAGUUCACAGUACACACCAACAUAUCACACGCCUGCCUAUUACACCCCCCCACCACACACUCCGACACAACUCACAUCCACAUAUGCCUCUACAUCAAAAUACACAUCAACACAGUAUAACACACAUUGCACCCAAACAAAUUACACAUCCGCUUACAAAGCUGCAUCAACAUGCACCCCUUCUUAUAGCAGAGGGUCACGGUACAGUUCAGCACAUCGCACACAAGCACGGAAAGACCCUGCAUCUGAUAAACCAGCCACGCCUGCAAAGAGAACUGUGCACUUCCCCAAUGACAUCAUCUUCCAAGAUAUUGUUCGCCAAGGAGCUCUGGAGCAAAUUGGUCGAUUCAUGAGAGCAAGGAAGGUUCGUGUGGAUACAAUCUUCCCCUCGGGUAUGGCAGCACUACAUGAAGCUGUGCUAACAGGAAACCUGGAGGUGGUGAAGCUGCUGGUAAAAUAUGAAGCUGAUGUUAAUCAGAGAGACGAAGAUGGCUGGACGCCACUUCACAUGGCCUGCAGUGAUGGCUACCCAGAAAUUGCCAGUUAUCUGCUGUCAAUUGGAGCCAAUACAGAGGCAGAGAAUGAAAAGGGAGAGAAGCCUGCAGACCUAAUUGACCCAGACUGCAAAGAACUGGCCAAACUGUUUGCAAUGGCAAAGGACCCAUGAGAGAACAACCACAAAGGAGACAGAAACGAUUUAAAAGAACAUAUUUAAUGGUAUACAAUAUCCAACAAGUUUGUAACAGGGUGGAAGAACAUACUGUAGCCACAACUUGGGCUAUGGAGCAAGGUGCAGGUUCUGUUGGUUGGUUUCAAAAGAGUAGCAAAGAUGCUAUGAGAUUAUUACUAUUUUCUAUUAUAACUUUUUUUCUGGUAUUUUAUUUUACUUUGUACAUUUGUGUGUUUAUCAUACUGCCAGUGUAGCAUACUUUAAAUGUUAAUUUGUGAAUAUUUGUCUUCACUCUGCUGAUGUGACAGAAUACCAGCAAUGUGUCACUGAAUCAAACUGUCAUCUUGUCAAUAGUCUUGGUCUGAAUAGUUAUUCAUUUCUGAAGACUGUUUCAGAUUAAGUGUUGUAUCAACUGUAUUAGUGCUCAGCAACAGCUGGCUGAACUUUCACUACGUUUCCCAGUCAUGGCUAUGUUUUGAAUUUACACUUAUGGGCUGAGAUGUAUCUUACAGAAAACUCUAGAUUUAUGUAUCCUCACUGCUGGGCAGAAAGAGGAUCAUCCAAAUUAGCAACUGAUACUAUAUGUGGGGCGACUGUGGUUGUGGGGUGACUGUGGUUCAGUGGGUAGAGCAGUCGUCUCCAACUGAAGGUUCGA
Messenger RNA from Monopterus albus (swamp eel), 1366 nucleotides. It is a transcript of the gene ppp1r27a, whose product is annotated as protein phosphatase 1, regulatory subunit 27a. Gene Ontology annotation, molecular function: phosphatase binding. The transcript is spliced from 3 exons. The record is from RefSeq and is a predicted model, not a curated record. Lineage: Eukaryota; Metazoa; Chordata; Actinopteri; Synbranchiformes; Synbranchidae. The coding region runs from base 1 to 708 and encodes 235 amino acids.